AUGUUGCCCACGAUUAAUCAAAAUGCUGAAAUCAAGCCCGACUUUAUUCAAGUUCUUCCAAAAUUCGUCGACUCGCUUGGAGAGAGUGGGCCCCAUUUCAACGGUUUAUGCCGUCACCAUCGCCGUCGCCUCCCCCCGCCGCCGCCGCAGGAGCCGCCGUCGGUGGUUGACGAGAGGCUGUCGCUGCUCCGGGAGGAGGCUCUGCGGCCCUUCCGCGGCCGCGAUUGGUGGGAAAGAUCGGAUGUGAUUGCGUAUCGCAGAAAUCCUCUCAAGAAAUCUUCUUCUUCUUCUUCUUCUCCGGCGGCCUCCGAUUCCGGAUUCAAAAUCUCCGACGCCGCCGACCGGAAUCCGUCGAAGAAAGAUUACGACGUCUACCGCAGAAAUCCGUUGAAGAAAUCUGCAUUUACUCUCUCCUCCAAUUCAGAAGAUAAGAAAAAAUCAUCAAACCCUACCGAAGAUAAGAGCAAGAAAUCAUCAAAGAUUGCACAAGGCGAUCGUGAAUCCCCUAAAAAGAAAUCUGCAUUUGCAUCUCCGACGAAGAAGCUGCAGCUGGCCCUCUCAGAAGAGAAAAAACCAGGCGAUGCAUCAAACCCUAAAAAGAAACCUUCAUUUGCUCCUUCCUCGUCAGAGAAAAAAUCCGAGAUCAAAAUUGGUUCCAAAAAGGAGGAAGAAAACCCAAAGAUUAAGGAGGCUGAUCUGAACGAUGACGGAGACGGCGAUGAAGAGAUCAAGGUGUGGAAUCUGCGGCCGCGAGUCGUCAAGAACAAGUCAAAGAGUAAAGCUCAGCAGCAGCUGAGGAGCGGCGGCGGCGCUGCUAAAUCUGCAGACGGCGGCGACAAGAACGAGAAGGAAAAGGAAAAAGAAAAAGAAAAAAAUUCACAGACGGCGUUUGGGGCCGUCAAAACGCGGGGGUGA
Salvia miltiorrhiza (redroot sage) is the source of this 915-nucleotide messenger RNA. RefSeq lists its product as uncharacterized. The coding region runs from base 1 to 915 and encodes 304 amino acids. The transcript has 2 exons. Lineage: Eukaryota; Viridiplantae; Streptophyta; Magnoliopsida; Lamiales; Lamiaceae. The record is from RefSeq and is a predicted model, not a curated record.